Molecule: messenger RNA, 2745 nt
Organism: Klebsormidium nitens
Lineage: Eukaryota; Viridiplantae; Streptophyta; Klebsormidiophyceae; Klebsormidiales; Klebsormidiaceae
Source: the annotation of a GenBank genome assembly
CUCCAGACCAGCCAGGGACCAGAGCAUCAUCAUGUGGAAUUGUCCCAUUACCUGGAGCAGCUGUCUUCGCUGGUCCUUGUUACAAUCCUAGAGUUUGGGUUUUCUUAGGUCCCAAGGCGCAUCCUUGACUUGUCAAAAGGUUAUGUCCCUUACCAGCAGUAUUGAAACACUGCAUCAAGAGAGCGCUGGGUGGGCAUUGGUGCUUAGUGUUAGGUAGCAGCAGAUUUGCUUGGAGUCGUUUGUGGGAUUGCCACGGAUGUUUUUAGGAACCGGCCCUCAGAUUGAAAAGCUGGUGGCAACGGAAACGUGCGAACAGCAGGGCCUCUUGGUUGCAGCCCAGGGUCUUUAGAAGGGUCAACAGAGUUUGAGCAUCUAAGUAAACCUUCGUCAAUCCAGUGUCGAUCAACAUAGCGACCUUGUAGAACUGGCGACCGCAUCGAGCCUAGCGCACCAUGGGCUUGGGGCGUGGGAUUUUGAGGCAGCUGAUAAAGGUCAGACACUUGGGAUAGACACAGCAGGCAGCCUCAUGGAGAUAACGGAAGGUUCUUUGGGGUGCAAUGUGCCCACCAUCUCUGGGCUCGGUUCAGCGCACCGGGGAGCUCUAGUGAAGAUUGAGAAUGAUGGGACAGAGUUGGAGCAUGCGUUUGAGGCUCGCCACCCUCUUGCUCUGUCUGUCGGGCAGGGGGCGACCACAACGGGGGGAGGGCACUUUUCUGGGGAGCUAGAGAAAGACUUCUUGUGCCCCAUAUGUAUGCAGACCAUCCGCGAUGCUUUUCUCACCGCCUGCGGGCACAGUUUCUGCUACAGCUGCAUCAACACACACCUGCAGAACAGGCAGAACUGCCCGUGCUGCUCGCAGUACCUCACUGUGGAACAGCUCUUCCCCAACUUCCUUCUCAACAAGUUGUUGCAGAAGGCGAGCACGCAGCACUUUGUGACCAAGUCCUCCCCCACUGAGCAUCUCCGGCUAGCCCUGCAACAGGGCACGGAGGUCUCGCUCAAGGAGCUGGACAGCCUGAUCAAGAUGCUGGCGGAGAAGAAGCAGCACGUGCAGCAGGAGGAGGCGGAGGUGAACAUGGAGAUCCUAAUGGACUUUCUGGAGAAGUCGCGCCGCCAGAAGCAGGAGCAGCUAGAUGAGCUACAAGCUGAUUUGGACCUUCUUCAAGAGGACCUCUCGGUCAUUGAAUUGCGGAAGGAGUCUCUUGCUGGUACAAGGGAAAGGAUCGGUUUGAGGAAGGAUGCCUCGACCUGGGAUGGCCAGAGCAAGGGUGGGGAAGUGGGUUUGCCAGUGACGGGGAUGAUAGCCGCCACGGCUGCAAAGAAGCGGAGAGUGUUCAUGCAGUUUGACGACCUUCAGGCGGUCUACUUGAACCAGCGGCGCAAGAGCGCACGCGUGCAAGAGGCUGAGAAGGAGGCGGUGCCUGGCCCUGGGGAGCCUGCCGCUGCGCCAGCAGGGCGGGCCAGGGACAAGCACGGGCGGGCCACCGGCUUGGACCAGUUCUCGCACAUCCUGUCUGCCUACACCAAAUACAGUCAACUCCGGGUCGUGGCUGAGUUGCGGCACGGCGACUUGUUCCACUCAUCCAACAUCGUCUCCAGCAUCGAGUUUGACCGGGACAACGAGUUGUUUGCGACGGCUGGCGUGUCGCGGCGCAUCAAGGUUUUUGAGUUCACGACGGUGGUGAACGAGAUGGCGGACGUGCACUGCCCCGUGGUGGAGAUGUCGACGCGCUCCAAGCUGAGCUGCCUGAGCUGGAACAAGUACAUCAAGGCGCACAUCGCCAGCAGCGACUACGAGGGCAUCGUCACCGUGUGGGACAUCAACACGUGCCAGUCCGUGAUGGAGUACGAGGAGCACGAGAAGCGCGCCUGGAGCGUGGACUUCAGCCGCACGGAGCCGACGCAGCUGGUGUCGGGAAGCGACGACGGGAAGGUCAAGGUGUGGAGCACGCGCGAGGAGAACAGCGUGCUCAACAUCGACAUGAAGGCCAAUAUUUGCUGCGUCAAGUACAACCCGGGGUCCAGCAACUUCGUGGCGGUGGGCUCGGCCGACCACCACAUCCACUACUUCGAUCUUCGCAAGCCGCAGGAGCCGCUGUUUGUGUUUAUGGGUCAUAAGAAGGCGGUGUCUUAUGUCAAGUUCAUCAAUGAGACUGAGCUCGCCUCAGCGUCCACCGACAGCACGCUGCGGCUAUGGGACGUGAAAGAGAACUGCUUGAUGCGAACAUUGAGGGGCCACACCAACGAGAAGAACUUUGUGGGUCUAUCCGUCAACAAGGAUUACGUCACCUGCGGCAGUGAGACAAACGAGAUUUAUGUGUAUUAUAAGGCUAUGUCGAAAGCCGCUGCAGUUCACAAGUUUGGCUGCACAGAUCCUGUUACAGGGGAAGAAAGCGAAGAUGACGCUGGACACUUUAUCAGUGCUGUAUGUUGGAAGGAAGACAGCUCUACAAUGCUAGCCGCAAAUAGUCAGGGAACAAUAAAAGCCCUAGUAUUGUCCCCUUGAAGGAGAGGGGCUCGUUGUAGGUAAAGUUCUAGGAUGCCCAGCCCGCGUUCCCUUGGUUUUCAAACUCUCGAAAGAGGCCCGGUCGCCUUCUUCGAUGCAGGGGUAAAAUAGAGCUUCAACAACAUGUUGAACUGAUUGAUUAGUGUCAGACUUUCCCUAGGUGCAAUUGUUCUAGGUCUUGCAAUACACGAUACAUUGUCAUUGACAUUGAUAAACUAGAAAUGAGAUAUCAACGGUAG